This is a messenger RNA of Grosmannia clavigera kw1407, 1599 nucleotides long. Its product is annotated as benzoate 4-monooxygenase cytochrome p450. Bases 1 to 1599 code for a protein of 532 amino acids. NCBI's taxonomy places the organism in Eukaryota, Fungi, Ascomycota, Sordariomycetes, Ophiostomatales, Ophiostomataceae. The record is from RefSeq and is a predicted model, not a curated record. The transcript is spliced from 6 exons. Gene Ontology annotation, molecular function: heme binding; oxidoreductase activity, acting on paired donors, with incorporation or reduction of molecular oxygen; iron ion binding.
AUGAUGGGGUUGUCGCCAUCUAUGAGGUCAAUUUCUAUCCUCGUCUUAUUGAUAAAUUUACCAACACACAAAAUGGAAUUUCAGGUUGUGCACCUUACUUACUGGCUUAAGGCAAUAUUUGCCAUGCUAUCAACAUACGUCGUCAGCCUAGUGUUUUACAGAGUCUUUUUUCACCCGCUGGCGAAUUACCCCGGGCCUUUUUUGGCCAAAGUGUCGAAUGCAUAUAUGCUAUACUACGCCUGGAAAGGCGAGCGGCAUAUUGAGUUUUGGAGACUACACGAGAAAUAUGGUAACGCUGUGCGGUUCGCCCCCAAUAGCCUCUCAUUCAACAGUAAUUCUGCGCUCAAGGAGAUAUAUGGCUUCCGAGCCAAUGUGCGCAAAUCAGAAUUCUACGACGCAUUCGUUCAUCCGGCACCCAACACCCAUAACACUCGUGAAAAAGAUAUUCAUGCUCGCAAGAGAAGGGUUCUGUCACAGGCGUUCUCGGACGGGGCAAUAAAAGAAAUGGAGCGGUACAUUCUUGCCAACAUACGCAUAUUUUGUGAUGAGAUCGGAUGUGACGCGAGCCACAGCUUUGCGAGCAGUCAGGAGUGGUCUUCCCCGAGAAACAUGGCCGAUUGGUGUAACUACCUCGCCAUGGACAUUCUGGGCGACUUGUGUUUUGGAAAAGCGUUUCGCAUGCUGGAGUGUCCAUACGCCAUCAACCUGGUUGGUAUCGCUGCACAGAGACAUCUUCUUUGUGGAACUAUGCCGAUCAUUGACAGGCUCGGCCUCGACAAAGUCCUCUUCCACAGAAUCUCAGAAGGAAGGGCCAAAUAUAUGGAAUAUAGUCGCGCCCAGCUCGGCAUACGGACAAAGCUUGGAGACGAGGCCGACCGCCGUGACUUUUUCUACCACCUGCUUAAAAGCCCGAGAUCCCGAGACGGGGGCCGGGUUCAUAUCAUUGCUGGUUCAGACACGACUUCGACGGCGAUGGCAGCCACAUUGUUUUAUCUGACCCGAAAUACAAUGGUAUUGGCCCGCGUGACUAGGGAAGUGCGCAGUGUCUUUUCUACUGUGGAGGACAUUCGCCAAGGCUCUCAGCUUACAGGCUGCACUUACCUUCGUGCCUGCAUUGACGAGGCUAUGCGACUUUCACCAUCUGUUGGCGGUCUGCUACCACGCGAGGUGCUCGCAGGUGGCAUCCAGAUCGGCACCGACCUGAUUCCUGAGGGCACAGUAAUCGGCACACCACACUAUGCAAUUCACCACAAUACUGAAUACUUUCCUGAGCCAUUUUCUUAUCUUCCAGAACGAUGGGCUAAAGUUUCAACCGAAGAGGAGGUCAGCCGUGCCCAGUCAGCGUUUUGUCCGUUUAGCAUCGGCCCCCGUGGCUGUAUAGGUAAGGGGCUAGCAUACGUCGAGAUGACCACUGCGUUAGCCCGGGUACUGUUCCUUUAUGAUAUGCAACGUGCCGUUGGGAUCGUGGACCCAGGCGAGGGCAACCCACAUGCGGCAUGGGGACGCCACCGGCCGGAAGAGUUUCAGCUAGUGGAUACAUUUACUAGCCUGAAGAAUGGGCCUAUGAUCGAAUUUCGUGCCCGGAUGCAUACAUCUUGA